CUUGCACGGCGGGCCAUGGCCACGUACUGCGACGGCUCGGGUGUCUGCCCGGCCCCGCACAGCCAGGCCCGGGCAGCGUCGCACCCCACCGGCUACGGGCGUGGGGACCUGGACGCGGCGGGCGGUGGACCGCGCCUGUGGCUGAACGCGCCGGGGCUCAGCCCCGCGCCCUACGUGCCGGGCCCUGGGCCAUCGCCCCCCUACGCUCCCCCUGGCUACGGGGCCCCAGGCCCGCUCCUUGGCUCUGCGGGCGGCCUGGCGGGCGCUGACCUGGCCUGGCUGAGCCUCUCGGGCCAGCAGGAGCUGCUGAGACUCGUGCGCCCCCCCUACUCGUACUCGGCGCUCAUCGCCAUGGCCAUCCAGAGCGCGCCGCUGCGCAAGUUGACGCUCAGCCAGAUCUACCAGUACGUGGCCGGCAACUUCCCCUUCUACAAGCGCAGCAAGGCCGGCUGGCAGAACUCCAUCCGCCACAACCUGUCGCUCAACGACUGCUUCAAGAAGGUGCCCCGCGACGAGGACGAUCCAGGCAAAGGCAAUUACUGGACCCUGGACCCAAACUGCGAGAAGAUGUUCGACAACGGGAACUUUCGGAGGAAGAGGAAGAGGAGAGGGGCAGCGAGCGCGGCCGCACUCUCCGGAGCCCGCAGCCCGGGCCGAGCCCUGGCCCCGGAGCUGGACACCCUGGGCACCGCGUCCCCGGACCUGCAGGCCUCCCCGUCCCCGCCCGCGCCCGAGGCUGCCUCCUGCUUCGCCAGUUUCGCCUCAGCCAUGGGCGCCCUGGCCGGUGGCCUUGGCGCCUUCCCCGGGGGGCUGGCAGGCGAAUUUUCUUUCGGGAGACCAGCGACGGUCACUGCUAACAGCCCCCAGUCCCCCGGCCCUUCGCCUGGCUUCCCCUCUGGCCAUCAGACUGUGGCCACCGGCUUCCGUGUGGGUCACUUCGUCUACAGUCCGGAAGGCACCGAAGUUUGA
Molecule: messenger RNA, 969 nt
Organism: Pteronotus mesoamericanus
Lineage: Eukaryota; Metazoa; Chordata; Mammalia; Chiroptera; Mormoopidae
Gene: FOXI2
Product: forkhead box I2
Exons: 2
Coding region: 16-969 (317 amino acids)
Biological process (GO): regulation of transcription by RNA polymerase II; cell differentiation; anatomical structure morphogenesis
Molecular function (GO): RNA polymerase II cis-regulatory region sequence-specific DNA binding; DNA-binding transcription factor activity, RNA polymerase II-specific
Source: RefSeq, a predicted model, not a curated record